Staurois parvus is the source of this 301-nucleotide messenger RNA. The record is from the annotation of a GenBank genome assembly. NCBI's taxonomy places the organism in Eukaryota, Metazoa, Chordata, Amphibia, Anura, Ranidae.
AUGGGGCCCCCAGGCAAUAGGGGAUCAUGGGGCCCUGUGUCCUUGCCCAAACUCAAAAAAGCCUAUGAAAAAGGUACCAGGGGCAUCUCAUGGGGCCCCUUACUGACCCCGGGCCCUCGGGCAGUGCCCGGGUUUCCAAAGGGUCAGUCAUUUGCCCUGGUUGUAAAUGAAACUAUGGAGGAAGCAUUUAUGACUGAAGAGACUGAUAGGGUCUCUUCUGUCAGAAGUGUCCUGUCUGUCAGCAUUUUUUAAAAACAAAGUUUACUACUACCUAAAAGCUUUUUGAAUGUAUCUAAUGUUA